Messenger RNA from Daucus carota subsp. sativus, 2510 nucleotides. RefSeq names its product probable auxin efflux carrier component 1b. The transcript is spliced from 6 exons. Gene Ontology annotation, biological process: transmembrane transport. Gene Ontology annotation, cellular component: membrane. The record is from RefSeq and is a predicted model, not a curated record. Lineage: Eukaryota; Viridiplantae; Streptophyta; Magnoliopsida; Apiales; Apiaceae. The coding region runs from base 463 to 2244 and encodes 593 amino acids.
UAUAAUGAUGUUUAAGAAGACUAUUACUGCGACUAGUUCACGACUAGUAGAAAGCUUUCUCAAAAGACUCAGGCUUUUAUUUUUCUUGUCUGCCAUUGCUUCUUCUUAAAUACCAACAUCACUUUCUUUUGUUUCCCACUCCUCUCUAUACUCUCUCUCUACCCACCGGCAAAUCAGCUCCCAAGCUGUUCGGCGGCAGCGUGCUCUUACUGUCCCAUAUUCAUUAUUAUCUCUCACAUUGUUCUCUCUCUCUCUCUCUCUCUCUCUCUCUCUCUCUCUCUCUCUCUCUCUCUCUCUCUCCCUGUAUCCUAGCAUCUAUUCUAUAUUGCGGGCUGGUUUUAAUCUUCUCAUAUAGUUCCACUAGCACUUUGAAGUUGUUGGUGAAGUGUUUUCUUGAUUUUCUCCGUUUCUCCAUCUGGGCUUUUCUAAAAACCCAGAAAAACCCUGUCUUGAGCCAAGGAAAUGAUCACUCUCUCAGAUUUUUACCAUGUUUUAACUGCUGUUGUUCCACUAUAUGUUGCUAUGAUCUUAGCUUAUGGCUCUGUGAAAUGGUGGAAAAUCUUUACCCCUGCUCAAUGUUCAGGUAUCAACAGAUUUGUAGCUCUCUUUGCUGUGCCUUUACUCUCAUUUCAUUUUAUAUCUACCAACAAUCCUUAUACUAUGAACUUUAGAUUCAUAGCAGCUGAUACUCUGCAGAAGUUGAUAGUUUUAGGUGUUUUAACUAUUUGGUCAAGAGUGAGUGCUAGAGGGUGUCUUGAAUGGUCUAUUACUCUUUUUUCACUAUCCACACUGCCUAAUACUCUUGUUAUGGGGAUCCCUUUACUGAAAGGUAUGUAUGGUGAGGCCUCUGGGAGUCUUAUGGUUCAGAUUGUUGUGUUGCAGUGUAUAAUCUGGUAUACAUUGAUGCUUUUUUUGUUUGAGUAUAGAGGUGCUAGGCUUUUGAUUGCUGAGCAGUUUCCAGAUAAUGCUGCUAUGAUUUCAUCCUUUAGGGUGGACACUGAUGUGCUCUCUUUAGAUGGUAAGGAGCCUCUGGAAACCGAGGCUGAGGUCGGGGAUGAUGGCAAGAUUCAUGUCACUGUUAGGAAAUCCACUAGUUCCAGGUCUGAAAUUUUUUCCAGGAUGUCACAUGGGCCUCAUUCGGGUGUUUCUUUGACACCUAGGCCUUCGAAUUUGACUAAUGCUGAGAUUUAUUCACUUCAGUCGUCGAGGAAUCCUACACCUAGGGGUUCUAGUUUUAAUCAUAAUGAUAUAUAUUCUGUGAUUAAUGUAAAGAAUGCUAGUAAUGUGAGUCCUAGGCAGUCAAAUUAUGGUAAUGUGGGGUUAGAUGAGGAGAGUGGAGCAGGGGGAUAUGGUAAUCAUACCAAGGGGAAUGCUGGGUAUCCUGCACCUCCUAGUGCUGGGAUUUUUUCUCCUCUUGCCGGGCCUGGAGCAAAGAAGAAGGCCAAUGGGGCUGAUGGUGGUAAAGAUCUUCAUAUGUUUGUCUGGAGCUCGAGUGCUUCACCGGUUUCUGAAGGAGGGAUUCAUGUUUUCAGAGGAGGAGAGUAUGGUAAUGGCCUUAAUGGGAUUCAUAAUGCUAAAGAUUAUGAUGAAUAUCGGCGAGACGAAUUCAGCUUUGGAAACAAACAAGUUCAGAAUGGAGUUGAACGGGAAGGGCCUAUGCUGUCUAAGCUUGGUUCAAGCUCUACAACUGAGUUGCAUCCCAAGUCCAUGGCCAAUAUGGAAAACAAGCCCACUGCCAUGCCGCCCGCUAGUGUCAUCACUAGACUCAUUCUAAUUAUGGUGUGGCGAAAACUAAUUAGGAAUCCCAACACAUACUCUAGCCUCAUUGGUCUUACCUGGUCUUUGGUAUCGUACAAAUGGGAUGUUGAAAUGCCUGCCAUAAUUGCAAAAUCAAUUGCAAUUCUAUCUGAUGCCGGCCUUGGAAUGGCGAUGUUUAGUCUUGGUCUAUUUAUGGCAUUACAGCCAAAAAUCAUUGCAUGUGGGAACUCGGUGGCUACCUUUGCUAUGGCUGUUCGGUUCAUCACAGGUCCUGCAGUUAUGGCUGCUUCCUCCAUUGCUGUUGGUUUGAGAGGAGUUCUGUUGCAUAUUGCCAUUGUUCAGGCAGCCCUGCCACAAGGAAUUGUCCCUUUCGUCUUUGCCAAGGAGUAUAAUGUUCAUCCUGACAUACUUAGCACCGGGGUUAUAUUUGGAAUGCUGAUAGCUCUUCCCAUCACACUGGUUUACUACAUCUUGCUAAUGGUGUGAAACCGAACCUCGUAGUGCUGCUGCUGUCCAAACUAGGCCUAGUAAAAAAACUAACCACUUUUGAAAUACCACGUUAUAUGCAAUGUUUUCAAUUUUGAUGGCAUCUGACUUGAGAAGAAGAUAGAUAUAUGUAGUGACUUGGUAGAGUGAAGAGGGUUGUUAGACGGAGAAGAACAGUUAUAUUAAAAAGAUGAUUAGUAUCCGGUAGUAGGUUUUUGUUGUCUAUUCUCCUCUAUUAUAAAAGAACUACAACUUGUUUUGGUUUG